Molecule: messenger RNA, 643 nt
Organism: Argentina anserina (silverweed cinquefoil)
Lineage: Eukaryota; Viridiplantae; Streptophyta; Magnoliopsida; Rosales; Rosaceae
Exons: 5
Coding region: 228-506 (92 amino acids)
Biological process (GO): translation
Cellular component (GO): mitochondrial large ribosomal subunit
Molecular function (GO): structural constituent of ribosome
Source: RefSeq, a predicted model, not a curated record
GAAUCGCAUCGUUUCGGUUACGGUUUGAAACUUGGGUAGUACUGAUUGUUUGGUCAAAAUUCGUCGGUAGAGGCAAAACUGGAUCGGUAGUUUCAAUUUGUUCAUCACUGGUCAUACACGAUUCUUUUACUUUCUGGUAUUUCGUAUUCGGUACUAGAACCUGAGUUUAUUAGUUCUUCUGGGUUUCUUACUUCAGUUUAAUUUGCUGUAAGGAAAAGCCAGAGAAAAUGCCACUGGGGCUAAUAAUGGGGAUAGGAAGGGCAUUUCGUCGAAAGCGAACAGCGUCCCUCGACAUUCUUUCCCCCAAACGUGCCCCGAGAAACUUUUACAAGGGGAAGAACUGCAAGCCCACUGGUUUCCACACCAGAAAAGGUGGAUAUGUUGUGGUGCAAGACAAACUACCCAACUAUGUAGUCCCUGAUUUAACUGACUUCAAGCUCAAACCAUAUAUAUCGCAGUGUCCCCAAGGGGUCGACACUGCAGAGUCAGCCAAAGGAACUAAAUAAGCACACGGGGGGCAAGUAUCUUUCCUUUAUUGUUGUAAUAGAGAAUUAAGCUAGUCAUAUUCAUAGAUUCUGUUUUAGUUUUGUUUUUGUGAUCGUAUUCAUCGUAAGGGUACAUGACUAGUGAGUCUUAACACUUC